GCGACGGCAUUCCGCGAGAUUCAGCCGAUGAGAAAGCUCCUGCCGGUCACAGCUUUGCAACUCGCUUUACGUUAGGUACUUUCGUAAUGUCUUCAAUACGCAUACUUACUCUGAAAUAAUGUUAAAUUGUGGGUAAAUGAGUGGGUGAUCGCGCGAUGCGAGUGCCGCGCGGAUCCGUCGUGCGAUGAUCGCGCGUUGCACGUCCCCUUCGUGCUCACUGCACGCGCCGGCCUCUAUGAUUUUUAUCAUAUUGUUUUUCACUUUUGUACCAGUUCAGUUAGAUAGCGCGCGCGAGCGCAUCGUGGAUCGAAUGGAGAAUGUGACGCACACCGUGACGCGCAUCCUGGAUGGCUAUGACAUACGACUAAGACCUAACUUCGGGGGAGACCCACUGUACGUCGGCAUGGAUCUGACGAUCGCCAGUUUUGAUGCCAUUUCAGAAGUCAAUAUGGACUACACAAUAACCCUUUAUCUGAAUCAGUAUUGGAAAGAUGAAAGGUUGGAGUUUGGCUUAGCCGAAGAAGUCCUCACUCUCUCUGGAGAUUUCGCCGAUCGGAUUUGGGUGCCGGAUACGUUUUUUGCCAAUGAUAAGAACAGUUUUCUGCAUGAUGUGACCGAGCGUAACAAAUUAGUCCGUCUUGGCGGAGAUGGCAGCAUCACAUAUGGAAUGCGGUUUACCGCAACCCUGGCCUGCAUGAUGGACCUCCAUUACUACCCCUUGGACAGUCAGAACUGCACCGUCGAGAUUGAAAGCUAUGGGUACACUGUAUCUGACGUUGUGAUGUAUUGGAAAGACACACCGGUGCGAGGGGUGGAGGACGCGGAACUUCCUCAGUUCUCGAUACUGGGCCACGGAACGAAUGACAGGAAGGAGAAGUUAGCGACAGGCAUCUAUCAGCGUUUAUCACUAAGUUUCAAGCUGCGACGGAAUAUUGGGUACUUCGUCUUCCAAACUUACCUGCCGUGUAUCUUGAUUGUGAUGCUGUCCUGGGUUUCGUUUUGGAUUAAUCAUGAGGCCACGUCCGCGAGGGUUGCUUUAGGCAUAACAACGGUUCUGACGAUGACAACAAUAAGCACUGGGGUGCGGAGCAGUCUGCCUCGCAUCUCGUACGUCAAAGCCAUUGACAUAUACCUCGUGAUGUGUUUCGUGUUCGUUUUCGCGGCUCUGCUGGAGUACGCGGCCGUUAAUUACACGUACUGGGGCGCGAGAGCGAAAAAACGGGCCAAGUUAAAAAACAGAGACCUCUCCGCUAGCACCAGUGUCGAGAAGGAUCUCAAAAGCUCUGAAGGGACUCGAUCGCCCGAAGAGAUCAUAGCGCUAAGGGAGUGUACACCUACUUCGGGCCGCGUCUCCCCUUUGCUAGGGCUUCGAUCGAAGCCUCUACAGGUGGCCACCGGAGCCCCGCCGUCCCUGAGGCUGCAACGAGACCACACAAAUCUACGAUAUAGAACUCGACCGCACUCAAGGAAUUCAAGAAAUGGCGCCACCCAUAGGCCUCGAGUGAUGCACGCGCUCCGGAAAGGCGCAACAGUUUUAAAGGCUUCGAUGCCGAAAAUCCGCGACGUCAACGUCAUAGAUACCUACUCCCGAGUCAUAUUCCCGAUUUGUUUCCUUAUAUUUAAUGCCGUGUAUUGGGUAUUCUAUGUAAUCGAUUAGAAACUGUUUAGGAUUAGGUCAUCAUAAAUGUAAUACAAAAAGAAUGUUACGUGUACAGUUAUAUAAAGCCUAGCAUGAGUUUGACAUGUGUAUAUUAGUCGCUAAUAAAAAACCUACGAAAAACUAUCUGUAUGAUCUGAAACAUCUUAGUUUCGGUCGUAGCUCAUGGGAGCCCAAGGGUCUUCUUGACACUUCGUCAAACUCACGUUAGAAUCUCGGUGCGCAAAAAAAUGGAGAAUUUUAUAAUAAGUGAAUAUAAUUAAUUUGUAAUCAAAGAUUAAAUACAAUCUCAUACUUUGUCUAAGUUUAAUAGAUAACUUUUGUACAUAGCAAGUGCUGAAUAAAGUGUUGUUAAAUUAAAUUGUCCGCAAGAAAGAUGUUUUUGUAUAUUUUUUAUGUUUCACCGCUGGUUGUUACUAUAAAUUUAUAUAUACUGCCAUUUCUUCUCAUUUUACUUAUCAUACUGAGAUUAACUAUGUUUAUACACUUAAUAUAUAGUUUAGGAAUAUUUGAAACUAUUAAAAUGUAAUCACUACCUAGAUUUAGCUAAUUACCUUUAGUAGAGCUAGCAAAUAGAAUUUCUCACUUAACGUGUUUCAAAUAUAACGAGUUGAAUUCUAUUAUAAUUGUUGUGUUUAAAAGUAUAACCUUCGAUCGUGACGUUCUUUCAAGAGUUUAUCGUUAGAUUAAAACAUUACGAAAUAUAUUAUUAUAGCUUCCUAAUAAAUGAAUUUCGUUUAAAGAGGUCCAAGUAGACUCAAAAAGCAAAGAGAUUUAAAUAGUUAACUAGAUUUGUUAAUAUUGUUUAUGUUAAAAUGCAAUUAGACAUUGAGGUUAAUAUUAUAGAUGCAGAGCCAAAAAUUAUACUACAUUAGCCAAAAUAUUGUAAAAUAAAGUAUUAUGUAU
Pieris napi is the source of this 2563-nucleotide messenger RNA. RefSeq names its product gamma-aminobutyric acid receptor subunit beta-like (gene Lcch3). Gene Ontology annotation, biological process: regulation of membrane potential; chemical synaptic transmission; nervous system process. The record is from RefSeq and is a predicted model, not a curated record. Lineage: Eukaryota; Metazoa; Arthropoda; Insecta; Lepidoptera; Pieridae. Gene Ontology annotation, molecular function: extracellular ligand-gated monoatomic ion channel activity; neurotransmitter receptor activity; GABA-A receptor activity. Gene Ontology annotation, cellular component: membrane; neuron projection; synapse. The coding region runs from base 185 to 1657 and encodes 490 amino acids. The transcript has 10 exons.